CGACGACAGACCUUGGACAAAACCGGAUCCAUACCUUGUCGACUUCCAUUGACUGAGGGUACUUUGAACGAUUGUAAGAAUGGACGAAAUUGCACAGUUCGUAGAAGAAGUACUGACUAAAAUCGAAGAAAAAGAGGAGGAACAGGAACGUCAUUCUGUUCAUUCAACUGAAGUUGAAUCUGUAAAUUCGGCCAAUGAAAAAUGUUUAGAAGAAUGUCAGACUGAAUUUGACUUCCUAGAAGAUGAAAAAAAUAUAACGAACACUGUUGAUGAAUUUCUGCAAGAUUUAUUAUCUGAAAUUCAAAAAAAGGACAGUGUUCGCUGUAUUCAUUCAGAUGAACAGGAAGGCUGGGAAAAUAGCCAGAACUACGACAUGUUGGAAAAUGAAACAACUACAACGAAAAUUGUUGAGAGAGUUUUAGAUGAUAUAUUAACUGAAAUUCAAAAAAAGGAGGAAGAUCGCUGCAUUCAUUCAGAUGAACAGGAAGACUGCGAAAUUAUCGAGGACUACGACAUGUUGGAAAGCCCUCCCGUAGAACCUAUUCCAGGCAUCAAUGAAGGACUAAACACCCCCAAUAUUGGAGGCUAUGAAUCAAAUAAUGGAUCAACAGCUUAUCUCGUAUAUUACGAAUGGGAUGAGCCGAAGAACAUGGCCAUUCCUCACAUUCAGCAAGUACCAGUGAAUAUGUUAUACCAAUCAAAUUAUGGCUCAGACAUCCCAUCCUGUAGCAACACCCCUCAAGGAUUUAGUGGCUUGUGUUUUCUACAGGACGCUCAUCCCAUUCGUUUACCGACAUUACAACUUGACAACCCACAGCCUGGACAUUCUACGCAAGAGGACCAAUUAGUUAACAUCCAGCCUGGCCCUUCACGACAAUACGACGACGGCUCACAAAUCCCAUCGUGUAGCUACACACCUCAACCAUUUACUGGCAUGUGUUUUUUACAAGACAUGCAUUCCAUUCCUUUACCGACAUUACAACUAAUCAACGUUCCACCUGGCUUUGUUCAACCAUACGACCAAAUGGUGAACUUGCAGCCUGCUCCUCCUGAAGAAGACGACGACGAUGACGAAGUACAAAUUAUAUAUGACUCAAGAGAUGAAAGACUCCAGCUUCAUCCACCUGCUGAUAAUAAUGAAGCGAUGAAUGUAGAAGGUCAGCGAAAAUGAAGAAGAUGCUAUGUGUUAACCCGACAUUAUUUUUAUAUUUUUUUAUGUUCAUUGAUAUUACAAUCUAUUUAUAUGUGUUUAAGUUAAUCUAUUUAUUUCUUCACAAAUACCGUAUUUAUGCGAAUCUAAUGCGCA
Molecule: messenger RNA, 1306 nt
Organism: Stegodyphus dumicola
Lineage: Eukaryota; Metazoa; Arthropoda; Arachnida; Araneae; Eresidae
Source: RefSeq, a predicted model, not a curated record